CCCCCGGUGGCGGCCCAGGUCGGGGCGCCCCUUGAGCUGCUGCCCCAGCCCGCGCCUUUCGACAACAGUUCCAAGAGGCCUGGACUGCGGACACUGAAGAAGAUGGGCCUGUCGGAGGACGAGGAUGUGCACGCCAUGCUGCAGGGCUCGCGGCUGCUGAAGAUCCGCUCGCGGAAGUGGCACAAGGAGCGGCUGUACCGGCUGCAGGAGGACGGGCUGAGCGUGUGGUUCCAGCGGCGCUUCCGCCACUCGCCCUCGCAGCACAUCUUCUUGGUGCAACACAUCGAGGCCGUCCGGGAGGGCCACCAGUCGGAGGGUCUGCGGCGCUACGGUGGCGCCUUCGCGCCCGCCUGUUUCCUGAACCUGCGCACCUGGAUCCACUUCCACCUGCACAAGGCCGAUUCCAACCAGGACAGUCACAUGAGCUUCAAGGAGAUCAAGAGCCUGCUGCGCAUGGUCAACGUGGACCUGGACGAUAUGUACGCCUACUGCCUCUUCAAGGAGUGCGACCACUCCCACAAUGAGCGGCUGGAAGGGGCGGAGAUUGAGGAGUUCCUGCGGCUGCUGCUGGAGCGCCCCGAGCUGGAGGACAUCUUCCACCGCUACUCCGGGGAGGACAGCGUGCUGAGCGCUCCGGAGUUGCGGGAGUUCCUGGAAGACCAGGGCGAAGAGGACGCCACCCUGGCGCACGCCCGGCAGCUCAUCCAGACCCAUGAGCUCAACGAGACAGCCAAGCAACACGAGCUGAUGACGAUGGACGGCUUCAUUAUGUACCUGCUGUCGCCCGAGGGGGCCGCCCUGGACCCAGCCCACAAGCGCACAUUCCAGCCCAUGGACCAGCCCCUCGCCCACUAUUUCAUCUCUUCCUCCCACAAUACCUACCUGACUGACUCUCAGAUCGGGGGGCCCAGCAGCACAGAGGCCUACGUCAGGGCCUUUGCCCAGGGAUGCCGCUGUGUGGAGCUGGACUGCUGGGAGGGCCCAGGAGGGGAGCCUGUCAUCUACCAUGGCCAUACGCUCACCUCCAAGAUCCUCUUCCGAGACGUGGUCCAAGCCGUGCACGACCAUGCCUUCGAGACGUCCCCAUACCCCGUCAUCCUGUCCCUUGAGAACCACUGUGGCCUGGAACAGCAGGCUGCCUUGGCCCACCACCUGCGCACCAUCCUGGGGGACAUGCUGGUGACCCAGCCGCUGGACUCCCAGGACCCCAAGGCACUGCCGUCUCCGGAGGAACUGAAGGGCCGGGUCCUGGUGAAGGGGAAGAAGCUGCCAGGGGCUCGGACGGAGGACGACCGGGUGUUAUGGGACCGGGAGGAGGAAGAGGAGGAGGAGGAAGAGGAGGCCGAGACCACAGAGCAGAAGCCUCGGUGGGCCAAGCAGAUCUCCCCAGAGCUGUCUGCCCUGGCGGUGUACUGCCAUGCCACCCCCCUGAAGAGCCUGCGCCCAGAUGUCGAGCAGGCCCAGCCCUGCCAGGUCAGCUCCCUCAGUGAGCGAAAGGCCAAGAGGCUCAUCCGAGAGGCAGGGAACAGCUUUGUCAGGCACAAUUCUCAUCAGCUGACCCGCGUCUACCCGCUGGGGCUGCGGAUGAACUCGGCCAACUACAGCCCACAGGAGAUGUGGAACGCGGGUUGUCAGCUGGUGGCCCUGAACUUUCAGACGCCAGGCUAUGAGAUGGACCUCAAUGCCGGGCGCUUCCUCAUCAAUGGGCAGUGUGGCUAUGUCCUGAAGCCGGCCUGCCUGCGGCAGCCCAACACAACCUUUGAUCCUGAGUGCCCUGGGCCCUUCAGAACCACGCUCACCAUUCAGGUGCUGACUGCACAGCAGCUGCCCAAGCUGAAGGCCGAGAAGGCCAGCUCCAUCGUGGACCCCCUGGUGCGGGUUGAGCUCCAUGGGGUGCCGGCAGACUGCUCACGCAAGGAGACCAACUACGUGCUCAACAACGGCUUCAAUCCACGCUGGGACCAGACCCUGCAGUUCCAGCUGCGGGCUCCGGAGCUGGCGCUGGUCCGGUUCGUGGUGGAAGACUACGACGCCACUUCCCCCAAUGACUUUGUGGGCCAGUUCACACUGCCUCUGACCAGCCUGAAACAAGGGUACCGCCAUAUCCACCUGCUCUCCAAGGACGGGGCUUCCCUGGCACCAGCCACGCUCUUCGUGCACAUCCGGAUGCAGAGCUCCUGAAGCCUGGGCCCGUCACCCUGGGGUUCGGCAGGUGCCGGUCAGGCGCCUGGUGAGGGGCUACAGGAGUGCAGCGCUCAGCCCCCCACCAGCCUCUGGUCUCCAAGGGCGGCCUCCGCAGAGCAGCUGAUGGGACUUAGGCACUCUGACCUCGGGCCCUGGAUGGCCCAGCUCCUCAGAUCCUCGCCCUUGCCUUCCGAGUGGCUCAGGAGGAGGCCGAGCUGUUACUGCCUUGGGGCCUCCUGCCCUCCAGCUGAGCCAGGAGGGCAGCCACCCCCUGCACUCUCCAGCCCCCAGCUCUUCCCAGCUGGCCACCUUUCAAGCUCUUGAACCUGAUCUCUGUCCCUGGUGGAGUCAGGAGCCUGAGGCUGGGUGGGAAACCUGCUGGGGGUCUUGAUGUGUAUCCUACUAGAGGCCAGGACAACAAGACAGGCGUUUUCCAAAUAAAGCAGCCCGGCUACCCA
This is a messenger RNA of Echinops telfairi (small Madagascar hedgehog), 2642 nucleotides long. RefSeq names its product phospholipase C delta 3 (gene PLCD3). NCBI's taxonomy places the organism in Eukaryota, Metazoa, Chordata, Mammalia, Afrosoricida, Tenrecidae. The record is from RefSeq and is a predicted model, not a curated record. The annotation marks the transcript as partial. Gene Ontology annotation, molecular function: phosphatidylinositol-4,5-bisphosphate phospholipase C activity. The transcript has 15 exons. Gene Ontology annotation, biological process: lipid metabolic process; intracellular signal transduction.